UGCGCUAAUUUUGAUGCUAAUCCUAGUACGCCUAGAAUAUCAGGAAUGAGUGAGUACAGUUCUGUUUGCACAGCUAGCCCAGUCGAUAUAUACUUUUUCCUACACGAGGGACGAGUGCCUCAAAUCGGGAUCCCGAACUCAGGCCCCAGCCUCCAGCGGUCGCCGGCGCCGCCCGCACCGCGCCGGCCCCUCGCGGCCAAACCUCCUCCACCUCCAACCCCCCCUGCCUGCCUCCCCUCGCCGGCAGGUUGCCCGUCGCAGCUCGGUCCCGCGCCCGCGCCACCAGAGACAGCACGGCGAGCACCAGAGCAGCCUACGAGGAGUUGUUGUAUAAUCACGCAGAUUCGAGACUUACGAUUCAACUACAAUGUUGUGAAUCAAAAUCAAUUGGCUGUUCAUAUGUGCGAUAUUUUUCCUUUUGACAAGUGCGCCCACCAUUCGAUUUCUUUCUGGAACUCCGAAUUUUUCUGCUCUGCCAUUGCCACGAAAGCCAUGCCGAUGUUGCAUUGAGUGCGGCCUCGCACGUCUGGCGGCGAGGACCGCCUUAGCGUUCUCCAUGACGAUCUGAUCCUCCUCAUAGUAAGCAGGCUGGACACCCGAACAGUGCUCUCCAUGGCCGUCCUAGCCAAGCGAUGGGUUCGCAUCCCCCGCGAGCUGUCGGUGCUCGACUUCAGGGUGAGUGACAUACUCCCGCUGGAGUACGAACGGACCGUCGCCCUUCGCCAGCGCAACUUGCCGUGUGACGCCACUUUGGCCAGGACACUCGACGGUCUCAAGGCGCGAUGCGAGAUCGACACAAUCAGGUCAUUCACCAAUGGAAUCACGAGCUUCCUAGAAGCAGACAGUGGCCAUGACCGGCACGUGAAGACCCUCUGUCUUGAGUUUUUUCGCACAUACAAUAGCAUCUGUGUGGACCGCCUGAUCAAUGUUGCGGUAGGUUGUCGUCAGGCAAUCGUCCGGUUAUGAUCAGACGCAGACAUACAGAUUCCCCCACAACUGUCUCAACCUCCGGUCUUGCCUUCGCAGCCUGACGCUAGGCAAGUACUGUGCACUGCCACCGCUGCAUAGCUACAACACGCUCACCAAGCUCAUCCUGCGUAACAUGUCUGCUUCCACGCCCGUCGCCAUGUAUGAGAGGGUGUUCGAAGACUGCACCGGGCUGCAAGUGCUUCACCUCACGUUCUGCUGCUGUGCACAUACCACUCUGGUGGUGGACGCGCCGUGUUCACAUAUCAGGGAGCUCGUCCUGGAAGAGUGCUCGUUCUUUGUGAUCGAGCUGCGCGACUUCCCAAUGCUUGUCCGCCUGGCGUGCUGCCUAACCCACACUUCAAAGAUUCUAUUUGGCUCAGUUCCGAGCCUCAUGGACAUUAACCUCUCAUUCUCUCUAGAGGAUGAUAGUAAAGUGGCAGCACGAUGGAUAGAUGAGUUCGACUCGUUCCUUGGUAUGUCCCCCACCAUAACGAACCUUGUCAUCCGAUUUAUUGGGCGGAGAACAUGGAUUCGGCCCAGUCAUCUAGAGAGGAAGUUGCCACACCUGAAAAAGCUCAGUCAUCUAGAGAGGAAGUUGCCACACCUGAAAAAGCUCCUUGUCGCUGACAUGCCUUCAAAUUGGGAUAUCUCAUGGACACGUGGCCUCCACAUGGCCUCGACAUUUCUUGAGGUCCUGCACAUCCACGUGCCCCACUCAGAAAUGGAGCCAGAUUGCAUGCGCGGGAUGAAUUGGUCGAAAUCAGGCAAUGAGCUUCGACACCAUCACCUCAAGGAGCUGGUCAUGAUUGGAUACACGCAGCGUAACAUAUGGCUUUUGAAGUAUGUUGUGAGGGUGUGCACAUCGUUGCAAUGCAUUGUUUUGCUGAAGGAUGGCAAUGUUCGGUACAUCGGACUCUAGGAUUGGCGGAUGGUCGGGCAGCAAACAUGUCCAUGGAGCGAUGAUGAGAAAAUGGUGGUGAGAAGAAUGAUGAAAAAAAUUGGGCUCAGGCCUCUUCCUGAACUGAUCUUAGGAUGAUCUCUUUAUUUAUUCUUAUGUACACAUUGUUAUGGAACCUAGAGGGAUCUUGUGAUCGAUGGGAAAAAUAUGUUUGUCCUCAGUUUAGUUUCACUC
Aegilops tauschii subsp. strangulata is the source of this 2101-nucleotide messenger RNA. Lineage: Eukaryota; Viridiplantae; Streptophyta; Magnoliopsida; Poales; Poaceae. The record is from RefSeq and is a predicted model, not a curated record.